AUGUGGUUGAGCAGAGUGCUGGAGAUCCUGCCUGGCCUGUACAUUGGCAACUUCAAAGAUGCCAGAGAUGCAGAGCAAUUGAGUAAAAACAAGGUGACACAUAUUCUGUCGGUCCAUGACAGCGCCAGACCUCUGCUGGAGGGCGUUAAAUACCUGUGCAUCCCAGCAGCAGAUUCACCAUCUCAAAACCUGACCAGACAUUUCAAAGAAAGUAUUAAGUUCAUCCACGAGUGCCGGCUGAAAGGGGAGGGCUGUCUUGUGCACUGCCUGGCCGGUGUCUCCAGGAGCGUGACCUUGGUGACAGCGUACAUCAUGACCAUCACUGACUUUGGCUGGGAAGACGCUUUGCACACCGUGCGCGCAGGUCGAUCUUGUGCCAACCCCAACCUGGGUUUCCAAAAGCAACUGCAGGAGUUUGAGAAGCAUGAAGUCCACCAGUACCGGCAGUGGCUGAGAGAAGAGUAUGGAGAGAGCCCUUUGCAGGAUGCAGAAGAAGCCAAAACCAUUCUGGCCUCUCCUGGAAUUCUGAAAUAUUUGGACUUCCUCAGAAGAGUGUAAUGUACCGGAUACUGCUGAGAGAUUGGAAAGCAACAGUGUUUAGGCUCAUGCUGCUAAAAACCUAGAGUUGAUUUUUCAGUGCUCAUUGGGGACUUGUAAACUGCUUCUUUUUCCAUUUUAAAUUGUGUGCAUGAGCAUCAUGAUGUCAGUUGUUGAGAACUAGCUCUUAACAAGCGAAGCUGUUUUUUCAUUUGUACCUUAACCCUGCCGCCUGGGCUGCCUCCUUUGCCUCCUGAGGACUGUCUGUUCAGUGACUGUUAGGGAUGGAGAUGGCUUGUCGUGGGCAGGCAGCCGUCAGGGGUGGCAGGCCACAGUUCCAUGGAUUGUGCAUGUGCCAUUUGGCUCUGGGGUGUGUGUUACCCGGGGUUUGUGUCUUUCAGGGUGGAAUUUACCAAGAGCUACGCAUUUCUGUUAAUAAAGGGCAACUUGGCCAAAUUUGA
This is a messenger RNA of Echinops telfairi (small Madagascar hedgehog), 998 nucleotides long. It is a transcript of the gene DUSP22, whose product is annotated as dual specificity phosphatase 22. Gene Ontology annotation, molecular function: protein tyrosine/serine/threonine phosphatase activity. The coding region runs from base 1 to 558 and encodes 185 amino acids. Gene Ontology annotation, cellular component: cytosol. Gene Ontology annotation, biological process: protein dephosphorylation; transforming growth factor beta receptor signaling pathway; positive regulation of JNK cascade. The record is from RefSeq and is a predicted model, not a curated record. The transcript is spliced from 8 exons. NCBI's taxonomy places the organism in Eukaryota, Metazoa, Chordata, Mammalia, Afrosoricida, Tenrecidae.